This is a messenger RNA of Bradysia coprophila, 1552 nucleotides long. Its product is annotated as prostatic acid phosphatase-like. Lineage: Eukaryota; Metazoa; Arthropoda; Insecta; Diptera; Sciaridae. Gene Ontology annotation, biological process: dephosphorylation. The record is from RefSeq and is a predicted model, not a curated record. Gene Ontology annotation, molecular function: phosphatase activity.
CGAGUGCAUAAAAUAAUCGCUUUAGAUUUCGACAAAUUAGUUCGUCCACGAUGUUCCGCUUCGUCUAAACUCAUUCCCAUUCAUUUCAAUUAAAUUGUGUGUCGGCUAACAAAGUAUCUUUUGAAUGCGAUUAUCAACAGACAGAUUAGUUGAACCUUUAGAUACGAGGGCAGCAUCUUAGUUUAAUUUAUUAUUUAGCGGUAUCGUCUUGAGAAACUAACAGCUUAGUUCAUCGCGAAUAAUUCGACCAGAAAGUAUGGCUAAAUAUUGUGACGUUUUUUCAAUUUGUGUGUUCGGCCUUGUAGUUUUAAUUAUGGGGUCGAUAUGCAUCUGGACGUGCAGUUCACACAUAUCAACUACGGAGACUGAAGAUUUGAGUUAUUUGGAAGCGGACAGUGAAUAUUUAAAGAAUUCGGAAGCGGAAGGAGAAUUGAUUUUUGUCCAUGUGCUUUAUCGGCACGGUGAUCGAAAUCCAGUUAAUGCCACACCAGGUAGUAGUUACACUGAUCUGUCCUACUGGCCAGAAGGAUGGGGACAAUUGACUGCUUUGGGAAAGCAACAAGGGUAUGCGUUGGGGCUGUGGUUGCGACGCAGAUACAAUAAAUAUAUCAGUAAUGAAUACGAUGGAAGUGAAAUUUAUGUGAGAUCAUCCGAUGUGGAUCGCACUAUAAUGAGCGCCCAAAGUGUAUUGGCAGCAAUGUAUCCACCGCGAGGGAAACUGAUUUGGAAGAGAAAUUUGCUGUGGCAACCGAUACCCGUACAUACUGUACCAGCAAAUUUGGAUUAUUUGGUUGCAGCAGUAAUACCUAAUUGCACGUCGUAUUUAAAUGCGACCAAACGGUACCUCGCUUCGGAUGAGAUGAAAGAUUAUCUAAAAUCGAUUCAGCCGAUUUUCGACAAUUUCACGUUACAUACUGGAGAAAUCAUCAAUACCUUAUACCAAGUGUCAGUCAUGCGUGAUGCAUGGCAUUGUGAGACCACUCAUAAUUAUACAAUUCCGGAAUGGGCGGCAAAUUAUUACCCGAAUAAUGAUGAUAUCGACCAAGUAUCCAUCAGAUUUUACAGUCAGUUCACUGGAACGAAGUUCAUGUCCAGAUAUGCCAGCGGAUUCUUGCUCAAGGACAUCCUAGAUCGGUUCAAAUCGAAAUCAAACAAUACACUGACACCGAACCGAAAAAUGUGGAUGUUCAGCUCGCAUGAUCUGACUCUGUUCAGCUUUUUACGCUCAUUAGACCUUUCAGAUAACCAGUUGGUCCCGUAUGUCUCAACUAUAAUUUUGGAAAUGCGAAAGCGUGACGACGAAUAUUACGUUCAGAUAUUUUAUAAAACCUCAGACAAAACGCCAGAACCAAUUCAGAUCCCUGGAUGUGGAACACAGUGUCCGUUAUCGAAAAUGUACGAAAUCUAUGACCAUAUCAUACCGAAGAAACAAUUUGAUGAUGAAUGUGAGAUACCGGAACAGACGGAUCAGUUAUAAGUUAGGUAAAUUUGUGCAUUUUUUAUUAUUAUUUAUUAUACCGGCUCGAUUAAACAUCACUUUUGUAUCAUAAAA